AUGUCUUUCUGGACCUUUGCACCGAAGCCCAAGACCCCGUUGGGGUAUCAUCGGGUCCUCUCGCCAACCGCGGGCGUCAAAGUGUCACCUCUGUGCUUGGGGGGCAUGAACUUUGGUGAAGGAUGGGAGCACUUUAUGGGAAAGUGCAGUAAAGACGAUGCAUUUGCGCUGAUGGAUGCGUUUUAUAAUAUGGGUGGCAAUUUCAUUGAUACCGCCAACAACUAUCAAGAAGGCGACUCUGAAAGGUGGAUUGGAGAGUGGAUGGAGAGUCGUGGGAAUCGGGACCAGAUUGUUCUUGCGACCAAAUAUACAACUGGUUUUCGUGACCAGAAUAUUGACACCGAACGAAUUCAGUCCAAUUUCGUUGGUAAUUCGGUCAAAUCACUCCAGACUUCGGUCAAACACAGCUUGAGAAAUCUGCGCACCGAUUACAUUGACCUGCUUUAUGUGCACUGGUGGGACUUCACAUCCGGUGUCGAGGAGGUGAUGCAUGGCUUGAACGCCCUAGUCACGGCGGGCAAGGUCCUGUACUUGGGCGUGUCAGAUACGCCCGCCUGGGUUGUUGUCAAAGCGAACGAGUACGCCCGCGCUAACGGCCUGCGGCCCUUCUCUGUCUAUCAAGGGCUCUGGAAUCCGCUGCGUCGCGACAUGGAGAGUGAGAUUAUCCCAAUGUGUAGAGACCAGGGCAUGGGUAUAGCCCCGUGGGGUCCUCUUGCUCAGGGAAAGCUCAAGACUGCCAAAGCUCGGGGAGUAAAAGGUGGAGGCCGAUCGGACGGGGACAUGACGGAGGAUGAGAUCCGCGUGUCGGAUGCCCUUGAUGAAGUCGCGAAGAGCAGAAAUACCACUCUCGCGGCUGUGGCCCUUGCAUAUCUGCUCCACAAGACACCAUACGUUUUCCCGAUAGUCGGGCAGAGGAAGAUCGAGCACCUGAAAGCCAACGUGCAAGCUCUUGAGAUCGAGCUGACCAAAGAAGAUAUGGACAAGAUCGAUGCGGCCGUACCGUUCGAUCCUGGUUUCCCAAUGAGCUUCAUCUUCCCUGGCAAAUACGAUUUGACCCUUACUGCUGCCGAUGUUCCCUUGACGCGGAAGGCCGGCCAUAUCGAUGCGCCCCCUCAACAGGGAAUAGUGCCCCCGAGGAAGAUGUCGCAGAUAUAG
Aspergillus nidulans FGSC A4 is the source of this 1155-nucleotide messenger RNA. RefSeq lists its product as uncharacterized. Lineage: Eukaryota; Fungi; Ascomycota; Eurotiomycetes; Eurotiales; Aspergillaceae. The record is from RefSeq and is a predicted model, not a curated record. The coding region runs from base 1 to 1155 and encodes 384 amino acids. Gene Ontology annotation, molecular function: oxidoreductase activity. The transcript is spliced from 5 exons.